GCGUGGGCCAAACUGAAAGCGAAUUCUACGAGGUUUGAGAAAAUUGGAACGCACCGUAAGGGCGGAGGCCAUUGUUAAAGUCACAUUAUUUUAUUUCUUUCCAUUCGACAAAUCUUAAACUUAAAUUUUUAUAUAAAUCUAGUAAUAUAAAGAAGUGUAGUAGCGUGUUCAUAGUAAUUAUUUUAAUUGCAAAGCUUUUUGAGUAUUUUGGUCACAUCAACGAGCGAACAUCUGUGUACGUGCCAAGUGUCUAUUCUUCAGCAAAUAAUAUUAUAAUGGACCUUGGUUCCAUGCGAAACUAGCUUUAUACAAGAUAUACUACAGUUUUUAAUUCGACAGUAAAAAACGACGCAACAAGAUGUCUUCGUUCCAGCAGAUAUUAGCUUUUAAAAGAGAGUUUAUUGUUGCUGAGAAAUACAGGAUCAUUAGGAGGAUUGGAGGUGGUUCUUUUGGGGACAUCUACCUCGGUAUUAAUAUCGUCAAUGGCGAGGAGGUAGCUGUAAAGAUAGAAUCUGUAAAAGCGCGGCAUCCGCAGCUUCUAUAUGAGAGCAGAGUGUAUAAAAUGCUCCAAGGGGGCAUUGGAAUACCACACAUAAGAUGGUACGGCUUUGAGAAGGACCACAACAUCCUCGUGAUGGACCUGCUGGGCCCGUCUCUGGAGGAUCUGUUCAAUUUCUGUUCGCGCCAGUUCACCAUCAAGACUGUGCUCAUGCUUGCAGAUCAAAUGAUGGGCCGCGUGGAGUUCAUCCACUGCAAGUGCUUCAUCCACCGCGACAUCAAGCCGGACAACUUCCUCAUGGGCAUCGGCCGGCACUGCAACAAGCUGUACAUGAUCGACUUCGGGCUCGCCAAGAAGUUCCGCGACAUGCGCACGCGCGCGCACAUCUCCUACCGCGAGGACAAGAACCUGACGGGCACCGCCCGCUACGCGUCCAUCAAUGCGCAUCUCGGCAUCGAGCAGUCCCGACGAGAUGACAUGGAGUCACUCGGCUACGUACUUAUGUAUUUCAAUAGGGGAUCGCUGCCAUGGCAAGGACUGAAGGCGAUCACCAAGAAGCAGAAGUAUGAGAGAAUCAGCGAGAAAAAGAUGUCCACUCCGGUUGAAGUGCUUUGCAAGGGAUUCCCGGCCGAGUUUGCGAUGUAUCUAAAUUACUGCCGUGGACUUAGCUUCGAUGAACCCCCAGACUACAUGUAUCUCAGACAACUGUUCCGCAUCCUGUUCCGCACGAUGAACUACCAGUACGACUACACGUUCGACUGGACGAUCCUGCGGCAGCGCAAGCAGCAGUCGAUGGAGGCCGCCGCCGCGCCCGCCGACCGCCGCUCGCCCUCCGUGCAGCGCCGCGCCGCGCAGCAGCCGCCGCAGCCGCCGCCCAACAACGAGUGAAAGAGAUUACGUCGUUCGGCGGCCCCCGGCGCACCGGCGAAGAAGCGAGCGCGAUAACGUUGUGUGUGUGCGUGUGUGACACUGCCGCGAGUGUGUGUGUGUGUGUGACGCUCGCCCGCUCACCGGUGCCGCCGACGGCUCGACGCGUCACGUGAUUGCAUCCGACGACCCCCGACACACGUAGCGUUUGUUGUGCGUUAUCUGCUGAGUCGUCGCGCCAUCGAGCGUGACCCUGUCUGUUCUAGCUCGUACGCAGCGUAAGUUGUGCGUUAUCUACUCAGUCGUCGCGCAUACGCAGUGUAAGUUGUGCGUUAUCUACUGAGAAGUAGGUACAUCGAUCGUAACCCUGCUUGACGAGCUCAUCUGAAGACCCCAACAUACGCAGUGUCAGUUGUCGAUCUGUCUGGCCAAUGACUAGCUGAUAUAAAUGUCUGUCUAUUAACAUAUAUGACUCCUUUGAUAACGCACAGACUAGUCAGUCUACAAAGUAACUGAUUAGUAGGUCAUAAAUGUCAAUAUCUGACUAUUGACGUAUAGUCUCACAACUCUGUUGAUAAAGCACUGGCUAGUCGGGCUAUAAAUGUGAAUGGAUAUGGAAAUUGGGACAUGAUGUAUGGCCCAACGACUCAGUUGAUAACGCGCUUGCUGUUUAUACGUGACGUUUUACUUGCGCAAGUUAAACUUGCUCAAGUCACGGCCGAAUGUACAUGUUUUUUUUUUGUUAAAUUUCUGCAGCUUUUGACUUGGAACAGAUACCUAUAGUCAAUCUAUUCGAGGAAGUCUGAUGUUAGAUAUAUUUAUGACAGGAACACAGAGCGAACCAAAGAUAAUAGAGGAGCAUGGAAUGUAAAUUGCUUGUUAUGGUCUGCAGUGUUAAAGAUGGCUGGUCGUGGUUUUACGUUGUUAAAAAAAAAUUCAUCAUCAUCAUCGUCAUCAUCAUCAUCAUUAACAGCCUCAGACCAAUUAUAGCAGGGCCUGUAUCACACUCAUAGUCACGAACACGAAAUUGUCUGUCAUUUUUUGAGGAAAACGAGCUUAGAUUUGGUAUAUAUCUUAUACUAAAUUAGAAGUGUUUGCCCAUUUUUUACACCAUUCAACUACACAACUUUUUGUGUAUUUUUAUGGAGCUCUUUAAUCGACAAACACGAUUACAACUAUUUCACAUAGAUUCUAUAGAGACAGUUUUUAUAAUCGCAUUAGAUCGUUGAUCAUAUACUUUGACAGAAAAGUAAUGUCUAGCAAAGCAGGUCCUAUACAAUAAUCGGUCUGAGUUAACAGCCGAUGGUCACAAUAACAAAAUUGUCUGUCUGUCUGUUUGUCUGUUUUUUGAGGGACUAUAAACUCACACAUCGAAUAUAUUUUUCACCAAUAAAUAUAUCCUGUGUCCUUGCACCACACACAUAUAAAUUUUAAAUCGUAAUACAUUGACAGGGUAACCUCUAGCGAUGCAGGUCCUAAAAAGUAAGAUCCUAAAGAUAAGCCAUGCCCAGUUGGCACAAAUGAAAGCCAUAAAGAAGAAUUGAAUUGAAUUCAUAUUUAUUAGAUCCUCGAAAUGGAGCUUGUCAGCCUUCAUCAAGCAAUCUUCUUCUUCCCUUCUACUCGAGACUGGUGAGAUAAGCCGUCUUCAGUUUUUUUUUUUUAAUAUUCUUUACAAGUUAGCCCUUGACUACAAUCUCAAUAGUAAGUGAUAAUGUAGUCUUAGAUGGAAGCGGGCUAACUUGUUAGGAGGAGGAUGAAAAUCCACACCCCUUUUGGUUUCUACACUACAUCGUACCGGAACGUUUGCCUUACAUUUUAACUCUACAUCAAAGCUAAACAGACUUUCUAGAACAGAUUGACUAUACCUACUGGAACAACACUGAUUACUUUCUACAAACGCUAACGCUACGAAAACUAAAAAAAUGCAUGGGAAUGACAGAUACGAUCGAUAACUUGAUCACAUGACCUGUCGAUAACAAAUGUCAUUCCCAUAUUUUUUUUUUUAUUUUCGAACAGUUUUCCAUUGUAGAAAGAGAAUCGAUGGUCAGAGACUACAUUAUGUCCGUUUCAUUGGCCAGUCUAUAGAAGUAUAGAGGGAGCUUAGAACAAUAUAUUAUUUAGCCUCAGAUCUUCCCAAUCGCUUAUGAAAAUUUUGCCAGUUCUAUUUAGUCUUAAAUCAGUUUUUUAGCAAUAUUCUGUAACCAAUGUUUUUGUAACUCUACAAUGUGCAUUUUGAAUUAGUCUGUAUACUGUCUCUCAUACUAUAGAUAUUCAAACUUACACUAUCUAGUUGUAAAAACUUUGUUAACAGAAUAAUUCAAAUUUUGAAAACUUGAUGCAUAGAUUAAUACUAUGAGCGAAAAGGAUGCGUUUGGAUAAGUUGCCAGUCGUUGCAAUUAGUAAAUCUGUGGCAAAUGUGGUAUUUGUUUCAUCGUUUCAUCGUUUCAUGGCGAUGAAACAGAAGUUCAGUUGCAAUUAAAAUUUUUUUGAAUUGUUGAUCGUAAAAGUAUUGUGUACCAAGAGUCGUCGUAUGUAUGUAUUAGUUUGUAGUGACGUAUCGAGCCUAAACUCUUUGCGGCGUCGUACGCGACGUAUAUACAUAUAUUAUAGACAUUAUUUUCUAUUACAGAGGCCUUUUUAAGUUAAUAUCAGGUUAAUGCAUUGUGGCCGUUCGGUUGCCCCCCCCCCUCCCCCAAUCCCAUUAAUUAAAAAGUAAAAAUACGUGUAUAGUAUAAAAACUUCGGUAAACUAACUUUCUGAUUAGUAUGUAUUGUACAUUCUAUCAAGGAUAUAUAAUAGUUAAUGUAGGGCCAUUCAGACAUGAUAAAUUUAUGUUCGUUUAGUGUGAAGGAAAAGCACACACAAAAUUAUUUGUUUUUGAAAAAAGUAUAACUUUAAAGUUGUUUAUCAUGUCUUAUUGGCCUAAUAUUAUUUUUGGUUCAUUUACACGUUUGGUUUCGCUGUAAAGAGUGCAUGCUAUUAAGAUUUUGAUAAUAAUUUGGAUUUGUAUAGAAAACAUUAAUUAUUGUAAUAAUUAAAAACAUAUUUAAUAACGACAUAACAUUUCUGGAUAAAAUAUUAUUGAAUUUUAGUUUUUAUUCAUCUCAAUUUUUAAACUUAGUUUGUCAAUGUUAGUUUCUUCCUAAUUAGUUAGAGUUAAUGAAUUUAAUUAGUUAUAAAUAUGUUAUAAAUAAUUUUCCCUAGUGUUGCACACAUUCGCUUAUGAACCUCCCCAAAGUGUGUACCUUUCUUUUGUUGUCAAAUAAUAUAAAAAAUGUAAAAGUUCAUUUUGGUUUAUGAAAAGUUUAAAAAUUAAAACAAUACUUGGUUUAAAUCUAAAAAUUUACUGAUUACAAAUUAUGAUAGGUUUCUCUGUAUUGAAAAACUCGAAAAUGUAAAAAAAAAAGAUGAAAAAUUAUAGGUUAAUUGAAAAAAUUUAAUCAUUUCUUUUAGAGCGCCUCGCACGUCCCCCCUUUAUAGAUGUAAGCUCCUUAACUAUAUUUUAAAGUUUGUCUGUUAAUCAUACCUGCUCUGGAAAUUGUAAAUAGUUUGGUGCGCGCGAGUCGUUUUAAAAGAUUUUGGUACAUGGAUGUGUAUCGUAUAUUUUUAAGAAAAAAAAAAAUGUAAAUAUGAGACAGUGUUCAUUUUAACUGUUAUUUUUUUAAGAACACGCUAUCCUUGGUUUUGUCCUAUACAGCGAGUCGUGAUCCUAGUCCUUUGUAACAUACUGCCCCUCCUUCCUUACCCCUGCCGUUUGGCGAUAUUUUUAUAUUAAAACUAAUAACUAAGUGUACCCACAUUUAACUAAUGCUUCCAUAGCGAACAUCACACGGCUAUAAUCACGAAUCGCGGUACAUAUUAUGGAGAAUAUAAAAGUGUAAUGUACGACUGAGACGAGUGUUUGGGUGAAUGGGGACAAAAAACUAUGUAUUUAAUGCCCGUAGAGCAAUUGACUGGAAUAUAUUAUGGAUCAUAACUUUUUUUAGGGUUUUUACCUUGUGAUAACACGGAUCUCAAUAUUCCUCUUCGAAAAUGGCGGUGACUCGAUUCUCCCGCGGCGCAGUCCACAGCGGUUAUUUUGUCUCCAUAGAAACAUGUUCAUUAUAACGCACUUAACUCUAAAUUAAUAAAUAAUAAUAAACGUG
Messenger RNA from Bicyclus anynana (squinting bush brown), 5511 nucleotides. RefSeq names its product casein kinase I (gene CKIalpha). NCBI's taxonomy places the organism in Eukaryota, Metazoa, Arthropoda, Insecta, Lepidoptera, Nymphalidae. Gene Ontology annotation, molecular function: protein serine/threonine kinase activity; ATP binding. Gene Ontology annotation, biological process: signal transduction; peptidyl-serine phosphorylation; negative regulation of canonical Wnt signaling pathway. The record is from RefSeq and is a predicted model, not a curated record. The coding region runs from base 359 to 1387 and encodes 342 amino acids. Gene Ontology annotation, cellular component: nucleus; cytoplasm. The transcript is spliced from 9 exons.